CUCUGACUCAAGUCGGAACAAGUAAUCUGGUUCCCCUGGCCCAGCAGCCUGGGAGGGACGGCCAGAGGGGCAGCCAGCAGCGCAGGAGCUGGAACAGUCAGAGUGAGAGCACAGGUGGCCUGGCCGGCCAGCAGCCCAGGAGGCUUAGAGGCAGCAUGCAAGGCCCCUAGACUCCUGACCUGGGCACAGGGGUUUCUUUUCUGAUCUCCUGGACUAAAACCCCAAAGCAGCUGGGAGGACUCCAGGCUACCUACACAUCCUGGCCCAGGCUGGGACCAGCACCACCCCGCCCUGCUCUGCUCCCCCUCCUGCCCGAAAUCCACCAUGGAGAGUAAGGAUGAGGUCAGCGACACUGACAGUGGCAUCAUCCUGCAGUCUGGCCCUGACAGCCCGGUCUCCCCAAUGAAGGAGUUGACCCACGCGGUGCGAAAGCAGCAGCGGGCUCUGGAAGCUCGGCUGGAGGCCUGCCUGGAGGAGCUUCGGAGACUCUGCCUGCGGGAGGCGGAGCUGACGGGCAUCUUGCCAGAAGAAUUUCCCCUCAAACCAGGAGAAAAGGCCCCCAAAGUCCGCCGCAGGAUUGGGGCAGCUUACAAGCUGGACGAGUGGGCCUUGCACAGAGAGGACCCCCUGAGCAGCCUGGAAAGCCAGCUGGCCCUGCAGCUGCAGAUAACCGAGGCUGCUCGGCGGCUGUGCGCGGAGGAGAAUCUCAGCAGGCAGACGCGCCGGCAGCGGAAGCACGCGGCGCUGCAGGAGGAGAAGAAGCUGCGGGAGCUGCAGCGCAGCCUGGGCGAGCGGCUGCGCAACAGUGAGCCCCCUCCCGCCACCGCUGCCCACUUGCUGGGCCAAGAGCUCAGUGCCUCCGAUGACAGCUCCCUGUCCGAUGGCCUACUUCUGGAGGAAGAGGACUCUCAAACACCAAAACCUCCCCCGGAGUCCCCAGCCCUGCCUUCCCGGCCUCUCCCACCCCAGAGCCUUGAGGGGUUGCCGCCAGCAGGACCCAAGCCUGGGGCCCUGGAGCGAGCACCCAUCCAGAGCAGUCCUUGGAAGGAGACCAGCCUCGACCACCCCUAUGAGAAGUCUAGGAAGUCUUCGGAGCCCAGCAGCGAGUCCAGUAGCCUGGCCACCACACCCCAGGACGAGCCCAGUGCCUCCAGCCUGUGGCUGCUGGAGCCAGCCUCCUACCAUGUGGUGCCCAUCCGAAGUGUCCCAGGACAGCAGCAGGGUCGCACCAGCGCCCCGGCCACCCCCGAGAUGCAGGGCAGGCGGGGCCAGUCGCAGUCUCUCAGGGUGGACUCCUUCCGGGCCGGGGCAGAGGGCCGAGGACGCAGCGCCUUCCCCCGCCGCCGCCCCACGCACUACACCGUGACGGUGCCAGACUCCUGCUUCCCCGCCAGCAAGCCCCCGCUGCCCCCCGCUGCCUGCCACUCCUGCUCAGAAGACAGCGGCUCCGAUGUCUCCAGCAUCUCCCACCCCACCUCGCCGGGCAGCAGCAGCCCCGACAUUUCCUUUCUGCGGCCUCUCUGUUUCCCUGAGCCGCUUCGCCACCACGGGGCCUGGGGCCCGGCCACAGGCCGAGAGCUGGUUGCCCACCACCCCAAGCUGCUGUUGCCGGCUGGGUACUUCCCGGCCGGGCGCUACGUGAUGGUGGCAGAGAGCCACCUGCCGCCGGGCGAGUGGGAGCUGUGCCACGCGGGCCUGGGCCCUGUGCGCGCCGAGGAGGGCGCGCCCCUGUGCUACCAGCGGCUCGUGCCCGCGCACAGCCGCGUGGUGCGGACGCCGUCGCUGAAGGACAGUCCCACGGGCCGAGCGCUCACCAAGGCCGCUGUCUCCGAGGAGCUGCGCUGGUGGCACGAGCGCGCGCGCCUUCGCAGCAGCCGCCCACACUCGCUGGACCGCCAAGGAGCUUUCCGGGUGCGGAGCCUGCCCCCCGGGAGAGAGGGCUUUGGGCGAGCCCUGGGGCCCCGCGCACAGAUGCCCACUGUGUGUGUGCUUCGAAGAUCACCCGACGGGGCCCCUGUGCAAGUCUUCGUCCCUGAGAAUGGAGAGCUCAUCAGCCAGGUGUAACUCCAUGUUCCACGUGCCUCAGCCACUGCUGAAAAAGACUUUCACAGUGGGGCCAGGGCUGAGCCCCUCACCCUUCAAGUGCCUCCUUCAGCUCCCCCACUUCCAUCGCAGGCCGAUGAUCUGGAGCUGAGACCUUUCUUGGUUUGGGGGGUUUUUUUAACAAGUUUUUUCAGACGUCCUGACCUGAGGAUUUAUAUCUGUGAUUUGUUCUCGAGCUCCCUGCAAUAUGAUUACACCUUAUCCCCAGAGUCUGGCCUCUUGGACUUAAGGCCUUGCCUGUCUGAUUACAACAUCUGUCUCCUUAGGCAAGACAGGUGGCAGAGAGGACCACCUCAGAGUUCCUCAAACCCUCUGUGCUCUGUUUCUGAGAAAGAACAGCUCUGGCACUGUGGAGGCUGGACAUGGCCCACAUUCAGGCGUGGGUGUCUCCAUUUCCCAGGUCUCUGGGUACCACAGGCUGGGGCCGCUGUUCUUCCCCCUGUGUAAUGUGCUCUAUGAUGCACACAAGGGUGGUUAAAGGUCAGUACAUCCUGGUGAAGUCGUAUCUUCCUGGACCCCAUAAAUCCCUUUUAGGGGUCCCAAUCACUGUUUCUUCUUUAUGCCUUGGGCUCCCAGGCCAGUGGAACACCAAAUCAUAGCCUCAGAGUCCUGGACUGGGUCUGGCUUGUGCUGUUGGUUGGUGGGGAACAGCUCAGCAUUGGACCAGCACUGCUGGGCCUCACAAAGGCCGGGCAGCCUACCACUCCCACUGACAUCUUUUCAUCAUCAUCAUAAAAACCAACAGCAUACAAAUAUUUUUGGAAAGGCAUCACUUUGGUGGCGUGUUGAGGGCUGAUAUUUGAGGACGAUGAUGAGAGUUGCUGCUCUCGUUCCCCACCCAGCCACACAUGUGCUCUGAGCAGUCCUUAUCUGUACACACAUGGGCAUGCUCCCUCCUGAGUCCUGACAAGAUGCUGGGUUGUCUUAGAGGGCAUUAAUGAUGCAACCCAGCACCCUGGAAGUGCUAAGCCACUUAUAAUCCCCGGGUUCUCAUCCUAGGCCCUCCCUUGCUGCCAGGUCAGAUGCCCAGGUAGCAUCUUGCUUCAAAGAAGAAGCAACAGAUGGCAUAGGGAGUGCUGACUCCAGUUUUGCCCAUGCAGAACUCUAUCCUGUGAGUUCCCUGGACUGGAACAGAGACAGUGAAUGUAGCGGAAGGCUCUGAGAACUGUGAUGCCCAGCCGGAGGUGCCAUGUCCCCCCCGCCACACACACACAGUGGCAUAGCUGUUUGCAGAGGCUGCUGAGGGAAGAACCAGGGUGGUGUACAGGCAUUGGGGAGGAGAGUGAGCCUCAGGAGACGGCGCUGGCUUUUCUCUCACUGCCCCUGCCACAUCUAACAGUAGUCUCCACCGCGGGCCCUUUCUUCUCCGUUAUGCUUGACCCGAUACUGCGCUUUGUGGCUAGGUCCCUUUUGCUGUGUUCAGCGGCCCCCGCCCCCAGUGUCUUCCAUGGAGGCCCAAGCUCUUAGGCCUGAGUGUCCUUAAUAUUAACUUAUUCGUCCGACAUAAGACACGAGAGUUGAAAGUGGCCCUGUCCUCAGCUGUAGGGCUGGGACUUGGGUCUUAGUGCCAAAUACUUCAAUAAAGUCUGUUCUUUGUGAUU
This is a messenger RNA of Heterocephalus glaber (naked mole-rat), 3704 nucleotides long. It is a transcript of the gene Inava, whose product is annotated as innate immunity activator. NCBI's taxonomy places the organism in Eukaryota, Metazoa, Chordata, Mammalia, Rodentia, Bathyergidae. Gene Ontology annotation, biological process: positive regulation of protein ubiquitination; adherens junction maintenance. The record is from RefSeq and is a predicted model, not a curated record.